Alternaria burnsii is the source of this 399-nucleotide messenger RNA. RefSeq lists its product as uncharacterized. The record is from RefSeq and is a predicted model, not a curated record. Bases 1 to 399 code for a protein of 132 amino acids. The transcript has a single exon. NCBI's taxonomy places the organism in Eukaryota, Fungi, Ascomycota, Dothideomycetes, Pleosporales, Pleosporaceae.
AUGAAGGCCUCCAUGAUCAUUGCUUCUGCCGCUGCUCUCUUCACCUCCGCACUUGCGGCUCCAGCCAUCGCCCGUGAUGCGCCCCUCGUCUUCACCGUCCAGCUCGCCAAUGACCAGAGUGGCAAAAACGCCAACGCCGAUGUCAUCGUCAACAACGCCGCCGUAACUUUCGGGCAGCUCUUCGGUGGUGCCUUCGGCCCCCAGGUCUGGGCCACUUCGCUCCAGGCUGUCAGCCCCGGUGCUGGUGGCAACAACGUACAGUGCGUGGUCAAGGACCCCAACUACCCCGGACAGGCCAUUGCGCUCAAUGCCUGGAACACUUUCAUCGACCUUGAUGGAAACGUCAACGUUGCUACUCCCACCGAUGUAACCUACUUCACUAUUGAGUGCCAGUUGUAA